Molecule: messenger RNA, 5011 nt
Organism: Thunnus maccoyii (southern bluefin tuna)
Lineage: Eukaryota; Metazoa; Chordata; Actinopteri; Scombriformes; Scombridae
Product: polycystic kidney disease protein 1-like 2
Exons: 23
Coding region: 486-3752 (1088 amino acids)
Biological process (GO): detection of mechanical stimulus
Cellular component (GO): membrane
Molecular function (GO): calcium channel activity; protein binding
Source: RefSeq, a predicted model, not a curated record
UGUUUGCAGUUCCACCAAAGAGACAUUUCCCCUCACAUGGUUUCAAAUAAGCAGCUGUUUGAGGCCCAAAGAAGUAAAACCCUCCAAUAUUUCACGUAAAUGCAAAGAUUAAAGAAAAGUUCUGAAAAAUUAAUCCAAAUUUAUGUAGCAGAACUACAUCAUUUUUUCUCCUUUCCUACCCAAUCUAUCAUCUCAAAUCCUCUCAGAUUUAUACCAGAUUUUUAUUAGAUUUUUUAAAGUAUUUUUACAUUGUAGUAUUGAGACUUAAGUAAAGGAUCUUUACUCUAAUCUUUGGUGACACCAAGUAACUCCUUCACUUUGCAUCUUGUUUGAGUGUCUGCAGUGAUUUUCCUAAACAGAUGCAGAGUUUUUUCUGGAGAAAGCUCUAAUUUCCAUACGACAGAUGGAAGCAACCUUGCUCAGUUGCUGUUUCUGCCACAGUUUCUGCAGCACUAUGUUCUUUAGCUCUGAACAUUAUAAUAACUAUGGAACUGUUACUCCGAACUUCUGUCUUUUUGUGGAUUGUUGUUGGGUUUCUAUCGUUAUCUGAGACGUCUGAAUCCUGUUCAGACAAUGACGACCUCUCGCUGUGUGAAUUUGUUAUCGGAAAUGUCUGUUUUGAGUUAGUUCGGGGGAGUAAAACCUGGUCCCAAGCCAGGAGCAGCUGUGAAAAGCGAGGAGGAGAGCUACUAAGGGUGAUUAACAGCCCCAUCAAAAUUUACCUGAAGAACAUCACCAGAGAGAGAAACAUCAGCAACUUCACCUGGUGGCUGGGGGAAGGGGUUCGAGAAAAGUACCAGGAACCCACUAUGGAUAAUGGUGGCGUUUCCAGUGACGACUGCACAUACGUGAAGCUGAAUCCUCUUCAGCUCAUCACUACAUCUGACUGCAACCAGAAACGUGGCUCCCUCUGCACCCACAAUUUGUGGCCUGCAUCCAACACAAAGAAUUUACUGUCCAGUCACGCAACCAGAUCUCGGCUCAAGAGGAGCGUAAACACCAUGGCUUUGCACGUCACAGACAUUAACAAACUUCUCCUGGAAGCAGAUAAAGAACUCCUGCGAAUGGAAACAGAAGCAGGGGAGCCGACAAAUGACAACAGGGACAAAUUCAUUCAGUAUUUGUUGGAAGCUACUAAAAAACUGACGCCGACAUUUGCGUUGCAAAACAGUGACACUGUCAGUCACAUCAUCAACUGUGGCUCUGGCAUCCUCCUUCUCUCAAUGAAAAAAUGUGAUAUCCUGACAAACCCAAACCCUAAGUCUUUAUUUGAGCAGGUCUUUGAGAUCUUUCGGAUGGUUUCUCUGCUGCUGGGUUCGGCAACCAAUCAGAGAAUUGUUAUUAAGCACUCAACAGGCUAUAUCUAUCAGGGCAGUUAUGCACCUGCUGACCUCAGCAACGCAGUGCUGGGUUCAGAAAAAGAUGGUGAGUUCAUCAGACUCCCCUCAUAUGAAGCACUCAAGCCUCAGCUUGGACGUUACAGCACAAUCAUCACUCAGAUGGCCACGUUCUCAGGGAAUCCCCAUCUGUCUGAUGACAACAUCUCAGGAACUGUUUGCAGCCUUUUACUCAGUGAUGGAGUCUCAGACAUCAGGUUGGAAAACCUGACAGAGAUGAUAGAGAUCUUCAUGCCUCAUCCAAAUGCGUCACUGAUAAAUAGUACCGUUGUGUUGGAGAAAAACACAAAAGCGCUGACCACAAUCAAUGUCUCGGACCCUAACGUGACCAUCUUCUUCAGCGCGGAGCCCAGUGAAAAUGUGUCACUGGUUGUUAUGUUGUCGCAAGGGUCACCUCCUAAUUCUACCUAUGUUAGAAACACAACCAUCCUGAGCCAAACAGGAGGCUACCGUUGGAUGAUAACCCCAGAGAUGUUGCAGCAGACUCCUGGGGUCUGGUAUGUCGACACUAGACUCUUCAAUUCCACAUGGGAACCAGGCCUGACACUGACGACCACAUCUUUUAUGAGCAAGUGCUUGUACUGGCACAAAGGCAGGCAGACAUGGAGCACUGAUGGCUGUCAGGUGGGUGAGAAAAGUACUCCAGAGCAAACACAAUGUCUGUGUAACCACCUCACUCUCUUUGGGAGUUCCCUCUUUGUGAUGCCGAACUACGUGGACAUAAGUCGCACAGCAGAGUUGUUUGCGACGGUGUCUCGCAAUUAUGUGGUGCUGGCGCUGCUGUGUGCUUUCUUCGGCCUCUACCUGGUCACUCUGCUGUGGGCCUGCUAUGCCGACCGCAGGUCACGCUCCAAGAGGAAGAUGACUCUGCUGGAGGACAACCAUCCAGGUGCUCAGUACAACUACCUGAUCAGUGUCCAAACUGGCCAUCGUAAGAAUGCCGGGACUAGUGCCAAUGUCACAGUGAAGCUGAUUGGCUCUGAGGGAGAGAGCGACACACACAACCUCACAGACCCUGAAAAGCCUGUGUUUGAGAGAGGAGCUGUCGAUAUGUUCCUGUUGGCCACACCCUUCCCACUGGGUGAAGUGCGAAACCUCAGGCUGCAGCACGACAACUCCGGAGGUCAUCCCUCAUGGUAUAUAAACAAGGUGACCAUACAGGACCUCCAAACAAGACACGUUUUUCACUUCCUCUGUCAAUGCUGGCUGAGUGCUGACCGCGGAGACGGCAUGACCAAGAAAACUUUCAAUGCUGCAAAGAACAACGAGAUUGCCAGCUUCAGGAAUAUUUUCCAGAGCAGAACGUCGACUGGCUUCAGGGAUGAACACAUCUGGGUGUCCAUAGUGGAUCCCCCCUCAAGGAGUCCGUUCACACGUGCCCAGAGAGUCUCUUGCUGCAUGAGCCUGCUCCUCUGUACCAUGGCCAUCAAUAUCGCCUUUUGGAACAUUCCCACAGAUGAGGACUCGCCAGUACUCUUCUCCUUUGGUUCAUUGAAAAUCACCUGGCAGGACGUCAUGGUGGGGGUCGAGAGUGGUCUUCUCAUGUUCCCAAUCAACAUCCUCAUCAUCACCAUCUUCCGAAGCAUCAGACCCCGCAUCAUUUCAAAAUCACAAAAAGCCGACUCUGAGGAUAACUUGAGACCCCAAGCAGUUACCAUACCAACCAUUCUAAAGGAUACAGAGGAGGUGAUUUCUUUGGUGAGCAGAAGUCAGAGGAACAAGAUGUCAGAGACACACAGGCUGGAGUCCACCACUGACCUCUACACUGCCUUGGACAGAGUGCAUGAAUUCAUCCAGCUUAUGCAAGGUGAGACUGAGAGUGACCCCCACUGGGUGUAUUGCAGCAAGUUCCUCCUAGCUGGUCUCUGUCACCUCCUGGUGUGUCUGGAGAAAUUGGAUGGAAGGAGCCUCCCGAGUCCACAGGAGUACCAGCAGGCCCUCAACAUCACCAACCUGCUGGUUCGCAAGGCUGAGAUGGUCUUCAGCUGCCACUUGGCUUACUGCCCACCUCCCGUGAAGAAGAAGAAGAAGAGGUCAGCGGGCUGCUGGCUGCCCUGGUGGUGUGUGUUCCUAGGCUGGUUCCUGUUGCUGUCCAUCAGUGGAGUGUCCACUUUCUUCACCUUGUUGUAUGGCUUUCAGUACGGCAAAGAAAAGUCCAUCAAGUGGGUCAUAUCUCUGGGCCUCUCCCUCUUCCAGAGCAUCUUUAUACUGCAGCCUCUCAAGGUGAUAGGGGUUGCUGUCUUUUUCGCCCUUCUGCUGAAACCUGUAGCUGUGGAGGAGACUGAGGAAAUUGAGCAAGUGCUAUUAGAGCAACAAGACAAGUGUAGACGCUACUCUGGCAGGGACACUCUGUGAGGAAGCUGCAUUUAGCGGGAUGAGCUGUCUACUCCGAUGGGCACAGCUGCGAUCCACAGCACCCUUGUUUCUUAGACACUCUUUUGCAAUUAUUGGAAGUUUGACUUUCUGAAUAUAAAAUUACAUAACACAUUCUGGUGUUUUAUGUGUACAGAUUUUUUUUUACUUUCUCAAAUCAUUUAUUAUACAUGAUGAUGUCUGUGUAUAUAAAAGAACUGUCUGGUUAUUUAUUUUAGCCGGGAAUAGAUUGUUCUUUUUAUGCCAACAUACUAAAUUGGUAGAAUCCAUUACAGCUACAAGAGGCAAGUUAGUGUGUUUAGCUGUCAAACACAAGUUCUGUCAUGAGUUCUUUGAGUUAGGAAAAAAUGUCCUCAAUCCAAUAAAGUAAACAUAAUCCCACCAGUAAUGGAAUAGGUGAACUUCUGUCCUUUUGCUGAAUGUCAGUAUAGAUAUACUAUAUACAAAGUCUGUAAAAUCUGCAAAGAAUGUGCAUAUUUAUUUAUUUCUUCAUUUAAUUUGUCCAUAAUGUUUGACCUAAGUUAAUAUUGGCUUUAGUGGAGCAUUUUAGUGUUCUAUUAUUACUCUAAAUGCUAUUUCAUGGGCUCUAACACCGCAACAAAAGGAGGGAAUAAUGAAUUCUUGUUGUUUAAGCAUGAAAAUAAUAAAAAACUUUACGAUAUUUAUUAUUGGCACAAAUUAUUUGGUAUUUAGUCUAAAAAUACUGACAUGGUAAGCCCUCAAAGACCAAACCCAUGGGUGUCGACAUAACUAGUCUUGACAGCAUAUGAAGGCCAAACAUCGAUUAAGCAUGAACACAAACUUUCACUUUUUGAAGAGCAGGAGGUGCUUUUAUGUAAUUGCACAUAUGGUGGAUGAUUAUUAAUUGAUCACUUUUUUUCAUUUCACCUCCAUCACUGUAAUAUGCUGAAUGUGCAUGUCUUCUCAUCAUACAUGUCUCUUUCUAUGUGAUUCAGUUUGUCCUCCCUUUGAAUGAUUUAUGCUGCAGACUUAACUACAUUCAAGUUUGUGCUUCUGGUUUGAGAAUACAAGUAAGUCUGCAGACACUCGUCUGUCUUAGACCUUCUGUGCUUUAUUUAAUCAUAAGUAGAUUAUUUAUUUAUUGUUCUCAUUUAUUGAUACUGUAUGUAUUGUAUGUGUGUACUUGAAUAAACUGAUCUCUGUUAAAAUCUUAAUGUAUUCAUCUGUCAGUGACUUUUGACUGAAAGAGCUGCAGACAGACCGUGGCUGAAAAGUCUUAA